AUGGCUGAUGUGCCUCCAUUCAAAAAUUGCUACAGGCUUCGACAUGUUGCAGAAGCAGACUCUAAGUCAUGCAUAAUAUGCUACAAACCCUCACCUACGGUGCUUAUCACCCUGAACGGUAAGGAUUGGUUCUAUGUGUGCAGUUCGCACUUGACUGACAAGAACUUCUGUUUAGUAAUAUAUCAAGACGACGAAGGAAGCGUGAAGGAUUCGGAACUGAUAGAUUUAAAAGCAGAGGAGACGAUACUUAUGAGGCGGUUGAAGCAUUUGGAGAGCCUUCAGGAAUCCAAGAACAGCCAGUUCAGUAAGAUCAAGGGAUAUUUAUGGGGAAAGAAGAAGGAGAAAGAAGAGAAAGAUGCAGAAAACAUCGACGACGACCUCAAGCCGUCCGACGUGAAAGCACCAGAAGAUGCCAAAAAUUUAACCCUUGAUCAAAUAAUGAAGAAGAUUCGAUCCCUUCGAACUGGAGAGAUCGCAGAAAUGAAAGAGAAGCUAGAAUCAUUUGAUAAGGCAUACAAAAAGUUUAAGUUGGAUACUGUCUUCUACCGAAAUCGUCUUCUUUCCGACUAUAGGAAGCAGAAACAGAGCAAAAUCCAAAAGAGCUUACAAGAGGGAACAUUAUUCCCGUCGGUGGAUAACCUCCCGGAGCUUUCGAAAAAAGAAUAG
Brettanomyces nanus is the source of this 666-nucleotide messenger RNA. RefSeq lists its product as uncharacterized. The transcript has a single exon. Bases 1 to 666 code for a protein of 221 amino acids. Gene Ontology annotation, biological process: vacuolar transport. NCBI's taxonomy places the organism in Eukaryota, Fungi, Ascomycota, Pichiomycetes, Pichiales, Pichiaceae. The record is from RefSeq and is a predicted model, not a curated record. Gene Ontology annotation, cellular component: endosome.